Molecule: messenger RNA, 1655 nt
Organism: Solanum tuberosum (potato)
Lineage: Eukaryota; Viridiplantae; Streptophyta; Magnoliopsida; Solanales; Solanaceae
Product: pentatricopeptide repeat-containing protein At1g09900-like
Exons: 1
Coding region: 195-1655 (486 amino acids)
Molecular function (GO): protein binding; mRNA binding
Source: RefSeq, a predicted model, not a curated record
UGCUCUUCUUCUUCUCCGAGUAAGCUUCCUUUUUCAUCUUUUUGCUUACUAAUAAUCUUCAUAUAGACAAACACAACGACUAUUGUACACUUCUGCAGUAGAAAAAAGAAUUUUUUUUGCCCAUAUAGUGUAGAAUGACCGGUAUUUAGUGAAUACUGUUACUAGUUUUUUGUUGUUGUUGUAAACUUGUUCUUAUGGAGUUAAUAGUACCAACGAAGCAAACCCAUGAAGGGUUUUGCUCAUUUCACUCUACUCGUAAGGAAAUCACUGUUAAUUGUUGUAAUAAUAGGAGGUUCAAGAACAGUUCUUUACUUGUGGGUCAGUUGAGAAAACAGAGACAAGAUAUGGUUUUCUCUAUUUCAAAAAUUGAAACUUUAUCGAGUGUUGAGAAAAGGGGAUUUGGGAGUAGUAAUAGGAGGUGUAAGAACAGUUUGCUCGGGGGUCAGUUGAGGAAACAGAGACAAAAUAAGGUUUUUGCUAUUUCAAGAAUCGAAAUUUUAGGAGGGACGACGAAUGGUAGGUUAUCAAGUGUUGAGAAAAAGACAAAUGGGAGCAUAUCUGAAAAUAUUGAAGAAUUUGAGAGUAAUAAUUAUCUUCGUAGGUUGGUUAGAAAUGGGGAAUUAGAAGAAAGUUUUAAGCAUCUUGAGAGUAUGGUGUAUCGUGGGGAUAUACCUGAUAUUAUACCAUGUACGAGUUUGAUUCGUGGGUUUUGUAGAAUUGGGCAAACGAAGAAGGCUACUAGAGUAUUGGAGAUUCUUGAGGAUUCUGGGGCUGUUCCUGAUGUUAUUACUUACAAUGUGUUGAUUAGUGGUUAUUGUAAGUCAGGUGAAAUUGAUAAUGCAUUGAAGGUAUUGGAUCGAAUGAGUGUUGCACCUGAUGUUGUCACGUACAAUACUAUUUUGCGCAGCUUAUGUGAUAGUGGGAAAUUGAAACAAGCUAUGCAUGUUCUUGACCGUAUGUUGCAGAAAGAGUGUUACCCUGAUGUGAUUACCUAUACAAUUUUGAUCGAAGCAACGUGUAAGGAAAGUGGUGUUGGGCAGGCGAUGAAGCUUUUGGAUGAAAUGAGGAGUAAAGGAUGUGUACCUGAUGUAGUAACUUAUAAUGUUCUUAUAAAUGGGAUUUGUAAGGAAGGGAGAUUGAACGAAGCAAUCAAGUUUCUGAAUAAUAUGCCAUCUUAUGGUUGCCAACCUAAUGUGAUUACCCACAAUAUAAUUUUGCGUAGUAUGUGUAGUACAGGUAGGUGGAUGGAUGCCGAGAAACUGUUGGCUGAUAUGGUUAGAAAAGGCUGUUCUCCUAGUGUUGUCACGUUUAACAUCUUGAUCAAUUUCUUAUGUCGGAAGGGACUGUUGGGACGGGCGAUUGAUUUAUUGGAGAAGAUGCCUAAGUAUGGAUGUACGCCGAACUCCUUGAGUUAUAAUCCAUUGCUUCAUGCAUUCUGCAAAGAGAAGAAAAUGGAUAGAGCAAUUGAGUAUUUGGAAGUUAUGGUGAGUAGGGGUUGUUACCCUGAUAUUGUGACUUAUAAUACAUUGCUCACGGCUUUGUGCAAAGAUGGUAAGGUUGAUGUUGCAGUUGAAAUCCUCAAUCAACUUAGUGACAAAGGCUGUUCUAUAUAUAUAUAUAUAUAUAUGAAUUUGCCAUAUGCAACCAAGAAAUGA